This is a messenger RNA of Magallana angulata, 1257 nucleotides long. RefSeq lists its product as uncharacterized. The record is from RefSeq and is a predicted model, not a curated record. Bases 19 to 663 code for a protein of 214 amino acids. The transcript is spliced from 2 exons. NCBI's taxonomy places the organism in Eukaryota, Metazoa, Mollusca, Bivalvia, Ostreida, Ostreidae.
GACGAUGUUUUAAUAGAAAUGGAGGCAAUAAGGGAAUUUGUUGUGGAAAGUUUGGCGGAGUUCCGUUCAGAACUGUCAGCGAUGAAUUUAAAAAUUCAGUCCGCUGACAAGAAAACAGAUGAACUGGACAACUCGUAUAAAGAUUUCUGUGAGAAGUACUCCGGACUGGAGGAAAGAAUUGAAAACAUUUUUCAGUCAAGCGGAAACAGUUCCACAGAUUCGGGCAAGCGAAAAUACAUUUCAGAUGACGAGGAGGAGGAGGAGGAGGACGAAACCAGCACCCCCUCCACUUUGGACGACAUCAGUCCACAAGUGAAGGAAAACCUCAAAGAAAUCUACAAUAAUCUGUCUUACAUGAAAGACAAAGAAAAAGUAACGAAAGUGCAACUGGCAUUUAUACAUUACUGGCUGUUGCAGAAAGAUUCGCAUUGUCCUACCAAAGCAGACGAUAUCAAGGAACUUAUUAGUGACGGAAUAAAGGCCGGUUUGUGGAAGCAAGGAUGGAAACCUGAUAUUCGUGGAGAAUUCCAGAUUUAUCUUCAAGACAAGGUAAAAAAUAUUGUGAAGAAGGCCAAGAUUGCGAAAGAAAAAGCGAGAUUAAAGAAAGACCUGGAAAGUUGUGAAGAUCUGUUGGAAUUCUGCCACAGUGUACAUUUCGACUGAAAACUGAGAACUUGAAUUCUAUGCUGAAAGCAUCGUAAUAGGACAUCGAUAUACGUGCCCGUUAAAUAAAGGUUUCUUUAAUUAAGGUCGAUUUUGUAACACGAAAUGUCUUUAUUUAAUCAUGAUCAUCUUUAAAUUAAUCAGGAAGGAAACUGAGGAAUAUUAAUGAAAAAUUUAAUAUAGGCUAACAGUGCACUCUUUUAUUAUUUAGAACAUUUGACCUGAACAUAAUGAUAAUCGUCAUGGCAUCAAACGAAAUGAGUUUAUUUGUAUUGCCCGUGUAAUGUUAAAUUGUGAUUUGAAACUUAUUACAUACUUAUGUAACAAAAACGAUGUAUAAACGUUGUAUGUUAAUCAAUGAAACUGACAUGUAUAAAUCCAGAGCGUUAUUAUGUAUUUUUUGUUAACUUUAUGAUUAUCACUCAUCACGUAGAUGAUUUUAGCUGAAAAUAGUUUUUGUUUUAUUUUUAUGCAAAGGGAUAAAGUAAUGUCUUUGCCAUGGACAUAUCAUUGUCAUUUUACAGUUCAGCUCUACACAAAAGCCUAUUCUAAACAUUGUCAUUACAAAUUGUUUAUAAGUGAAAUGGAAAUAAA